Molecule: messenger RNA, 2127 nt
Organism: Megalops cyprinoides (Indo-Pacific tarpon)
Lineage: Eukaryota; Metazoa; Chordata; Actinopteri; Elopiformes; Megalopidae
Product: amphoterin-induced protein 1-like
Exons: 2
Coding region: 589-2127 (512 amino acids)
Biological process (GO): brain development
Molecular function (GO): protein binding
Source: RefSeq, a predicted model, not a curated record
CGGAGUGAUACGGAAAAGCCUGCUGCCCACCCUGUAAAUUAAACGGUGGAGGGACGUCGUGCGCCCUGCUGAACACAGAUAUCCAUGUUGCGUCUCCUGAGAAGUCAGACUUCAUCUUCUUUGCCCUGAUUAGCAGCAAAGGCGCAGAGAUAACUGAGUCACCGUGGACUGGAAGAAACAAGGGAAUCGUUCUGGGAUUUAUAUCAUAAACGCUAAAUAAUUAUUACUAAUGUAUCUAAAGAAGUGCGAGCAACAAACAAAGGAAUACGAAGAGAUGUCUGUUUUACUUUCCGUCUUCCUGUAUGUAUUUCCAUCUUGAGAUAUGAGGUCUUUGUUUACGAGCUAAAUUGGGAGCUGGCUUCGCAGUUUAUUUUUCUCAGUUUUCCCCAGUCCUUUGUGUGUUUUAAAGAGGGGCUAACCGUUGUAAGGAUAUUAUCGGACAGAAGUGAAAUCGAGGUUGUGACCGGACUUUAAACGAAAUCAUCCUUGAAAUUGUUCAAUCAGUAAGCGGAAACUAAGCCCCUGCAAUGCCAGGUCUCCCAGCAGCCUGCUUCUCUGUGAGCUGAGAGCGGGAAGAGUAGUGCGAGCAUGAUGCUGUUCCAGGUGGCCAUGCUGGAAGCGGCACAGGAUCCCUCUGCUCUGUCCCGGAGGAUCUGCGUCUUAUCCCUGUCCCUCAUCCUGCUGCUCCUGCCAGGAACAGCAGGCUCCAACCUCAACUGCCACAAGACUUGCAUCUGUGCUAGCAACAUUGUCAGCUGCUCCAAAAUGAACCUGUCCAGCAUCCCCUCCACCCUGCCUCAGUAUAUGGUUGUGCUGGACCUCAGCUACAACAUCCUCCCUGGACUGCGUUCAGACUGGACCAGCGUCAAACUGUUAAAACUCCACAACCUGCUGCUCAGCCACAACGGCAUGACCUUUGUGUCCUCCGAGGCCUUCCUGCAGGCCCCUCGUCUGCGCUACCUGGACCUGUCCUCCAACAACCUGCGGCAGCUGGAUGAGUUCCUCUUUGAGCCCCUGACCCAGCUGGAGGUGCUGCUGCUCUACAACAACCAGAUCUCCCAGAUCGACCGCUCCGCCUUCAACGGCCUCCGGAGCCUGCAGAAACUGUACCUCAGCCAGAACCGGGUCUCCCGGUUCCCCCUGGAGCUGGUGAGGGAGAGGACCCGGCCAGAGAAGCUCAGCCUACUGGACAUCUCGUCCAACCGGGUGAAGGUGCUGCCCAUUGCUGAACUGCAGUCCCUGCCAGCCUGGAUCAAAAAUGGCCUGUAUUUCCACAACAACCCGCUGGUCUGUGACUGUGCUCUCUACAGUCUGCUGGCUCACUGGCACAUCCGGCGGCUCAACUCUGCCCUGGACUUCAAGGACGAGUUCUCCUGCAUCCUGCCGGGUCCGCAGAAGACCACGGUGGGCGUCUUCACUCUGAAUGGUGUGCACAUGAACUGCAGCACGUACAAAGAGGUGGACGAGGAGACCUACCUGGACCAGACACUGGUCCUCAAGUGUGACACCCGGCACCGGGACAUGCAGAAGAUCUGGGUGACGCCCAGCAAUAUGGCGGUGAGGCCCGGCAGCAAUCAGAGUGCAGUGGCCCUCCCAGAUGGCAGUCUGCAGGUUGGGCCAAUGCGGCCUGAGGACGCAGGGGUUUAUACAUGCUUUGCCGUGAGCGAGGCUGUGAACGAGACCCUGUACAUCUUUGUGAAGGUGCACAACUUUACCCUGAACGCAGGCAACGAGAAUCUGAACACCGCCUACACCACGCUGGUGGGCUGCUUGGCCAGCGCGGUCCUGGUGCUUAUGUACCUGUACCUGACGCCCUGCCGCUGCUUCUGUUGCUCAGGCAACAGCAAGGCUAGGAACCAGCGUGAGGACAGCAUCCACUCCUCCAUGAUAAGUGCCACGCCCACCCACGAGGACCCGGGCGCCAAGGCGGGCCUCCCCCGGCACGUGGCCUUCAUCGACCCCAAGGAGCUGCAGGGGCAGAACGGCAAGGUCACCCCCAAUGACCAGCAGGAGGCACUCCUGGGGGGGGAGCUCCAGGGGGAGGGGCUCCAGAGGGAGGGGCAGAGGAAGAGGUCGGAUGCAGACUCCAUCAGCUCGGUCUUCUCUGACACCCCCAUUGUAGUCUGA